Sporothrix schenckii 1099-18 is the source of this 1239-nucleotide messenger RNA. RefSeq lists its product as uncharacterized. The transcript has a single exon. NCBI's taxonomy places the organism in Eukaryota, Fungi, Ascomycota, Sordariomycetes, Ophiostomatales, Ophiostomataceae. The record is from RefSeq and is a predicted model, not a curated record. The coding region runs from base 1 to 1239 and encodes 412 amino acids.
AUGGCCAAACACCUCCCCGGCCUUCUGCCCGGCUCGUGGGCGCUUUGGAGCAUUGGCAUGGCGACUGUGUUUGCCCGCUUCUUGUCCCGCCGCCUCGCCCUCGGCAGCUGGCGCAAACUGCAGCUCGACGACUACCUCAUGGCUCUGUGUGUCCUCACCUUCACGGGCGUCACUGUCUGCUCCAACCAGGUCGGCAUCAGCGGCAGCAACUACGCGUCCGACGCCGAGAUCGCCACAUGGUCCCCCGCAGAAAUCCGCGACGCCGAAUGGGGCAGCAAAAUGCUGCUGGCCCUCGAGGAAUUUAUGAUGGCAACGGUCUGGCUCGUCAAGGCGUGUUUGUUGAUCCUGUAUGGCCGCCUGACGUCGGGCCUCACCGAGGCCUUUGCUGUCAAAGUGGUGGCCAUCUACUGUGCUGUCGGCUACGUCGUCGUCCAAAUUUUGUAUUUGGGCGUCUGGUGCCGGCCCAUUGACGACUACUGGGCGGUUCCGGUGCCGGAAGGACAUGGUGAGUGUAAACAACCAAAGGAGACGAAACUGUACACACAUGUGUCCUGCUUGUCACUAACGCCACCGCCAACAGAGCAGUGCAAAACCUACCUCCACCAUAUGAUCACCGUCACCGUCUUCCACGUCUCCUCCGACCUGCUCAUGCUCCUCGUCCCCGUUCCUAUGAUUGCCCGCGCCAAGCUACCGCUCUUGCGCAAGAUUAUUUUGUGUGGCAUCUUCAGUCUCGGCCUGCUCGUCGUCCUGGUCGCCAUCCUCAACCGCUACUACAAUUUCACCGUCGCCAACAGCCUCGUCUUUCUCAUCUGGUACAAUGGCGAGGCCAGCACGGCCGUCAUGGUCGCCAACAUUCCCUUUUGCUGGACCUUGCUGCGCCGCCUCUUUGCUCUUGACACCUGGGGCAUGUCCAGCCGCCGCAGCCGCAGCACCUCGGGUGCCUACCGCCUCGGGGACAGAGACAUUCCCGUGGGUUCGGGUGGUGCAGCGGGUGCAGCUGCUACUCAUGGUACUGCUGUCGGAAGCGACGGUGUGUCUCAGGCCGGCCGCCGUCCAUUCGCCACCCUCGUUGGUAUUGACCCGGCGUCCACAACUGGCAGCACAGAACGGAUCACGGCCGAACAGAGGGGCGAUGCCACCAUGGACCACCUUGAUUACAAGAAUCAUGACAAAAGAGCGGCGUAUGGCGCACACAAAGGAUCGAGUGAUGGCGACUACGAUCCAGAAAUUGGAUUAUGA